AUGGCGCGCUCCAAAGAACUUCAUCGUCUGAAGUGCAUUCUCCUCGUUCCUUUCUUCCUUGUUCAAGCAGUGCUUUACAAAUCGCCUAUUCCUCUGGCAGUUAAUUCAUCGUCUGCGGCUCGUCAUGUCCAGUUGGCUGCGAUAAUCGACGGCCACAAAGUUGUACACCUUGUGAAUCCGGAUGCUUCUGUAAAAACGGUGGCGGGAGAUACAGGGCUGGGCGCUGCUCGCAAACCCAGCCCACCUGGCUGCCUCGAAAACGAACUGCACGAAUCCUUCUGUAGGCAGAUUGAAAUGCACCUUGUUUCAGGCUUGGUAUUCUUGAACUCAACAGAUUGGCGAAAUUCUGACUGUGUACGAUUUGAUGAAUGUCCUGCGUUCUACAAAGAAGCCGCUGAGGCCUCUGAAGAGACAACGACAGAGACAGUCACUACCGUUUCCGAGUCAACGAAUACCGACGAAAAAGGUCUUGUAAUCACAAGUGCUCCUAUCAAUGUCUCUGGUGAGGCACGAGCCUACACACUUUCAACAUUUAUAGAAGUGUCUUCACUGUGUCCUUCUGUGACGAUGGAUGUUGGUGGAAGAUCCUGUGCAACAGAUGGAGACUGUCCAGUGGAGCAGAUCUGGCUUCAGAAAACAAUGAGCGAAUUCUAUCCGACACCUGGUAGAGAUGCCAUACUACCACCUGGUGCAGCCGCAACUGGUGCAGCCACCGUACUACCAGAGACAAAUCGCUGUAGUGAUCCAUUGAAAAACUAUCUGAAUUGUGGAACGAAGUGUCCUGAAAAUGUUAUUGUGGUUUUCCAGUUGGAUGUUAACGAUCUCAAUCCGUCUGCAACCUGUAGUCUUGCAUGUGUGUCAGGCUGCUUUUGCCGGUCCCCUUACAUUCUUGUGGACGCUAAGGAUCCAAUGGACCCCUUAACGCGGUGUGUGCUACCAUCAGAAUGUGAACGGAAGUGCAGUGAUCCACUUAAGGAAUUCAUCGUCUGCGGCUCGUCAUGUCCAGUUGGCUGCGAUAAUCGACGGCCACAAAGUUGUACACCUUGUGAAUCCGGAUGCUUCUGUAAAAACGGCUUGGUAUUCUUGAACUCAACAGAUUGGCGAAAUUCUGACUGUGUACGAUUUGAUGAAUGUCCUGCGUUCUACAAAGAAGCCGCUGAGGCCUCUGAAGAGACAACGACAGAGACAGUCACUACCGUUUCCGAGUCAACGAAUACCGACGAAAAAGGUCUUGUAAUCACAAGUGGGUCCAUCUAUUUUUUUUGUUAA
Molecule: messenger RNA, 1269 nt
Organism: Cooperia oncophora
Lineage: Eukaryota; Metazoa; Nematoda; Chromadorea; Rhabditida; Trichostrongylidae
Source: the annotation of a GenBank genome assembly